CACUCAGUCCUGUGUGCGUCCCGCCUGUGCUGCACUCACUCUGGCCAGGAUGGCAUCCUGUCUGGCCCUGUGCAUGGCGCUGCUGCUGGUCUCUGGGGUCCUGGCCCCUGCGGUGCUCACAGCCGGGGGUCCACAGGAGCCUGUGCCCACACUGUGGAACGAGCCCGUCGAGCUGCCAUCCGGAGAAGGCCCCGUGGAGAGCACCAGCCCCUCCCGGGAGCCUGUGGACACUGUUCCCCCCGCCUCCACCCCUGCGCCAGGCCCGGAGGACAGCACAGCACAGGAGCCGCUGGACCAAAGCGGCGGCUCGCUGGGGCCCGGCGCCAUCGCCGCCAUCGCCAUCGCCGCCCUGCUGGCCACGUGCGUGGUGCUGGCGCUCGUGGUGGUCGCGCUGAGAAAGUUUUCUGCCUCCUGAAGCGAAUAAAGAGGCCGCGCCCGGCCGCGGUGCGACUC
Nycticebus coucang (slow loris) is the source of this 453-nucleotide messenger RNA. It is a transcript of the gene SNORC, whose product is annotated as secondary ossification center associated regulator of chondrocyte maturation. NCBI's taxonomy places the organism in Eukaryota, Metazoa, Chordata, Mammalia, Primates, Lorisidae. The coding region runs from base 50 to 415 and encodes 121 amino acids. Gene Ontology annotation, biological process: cartilage development. Gene Ontology annotation, cellular component: cell periphery. The transcript has 3 exons. The record is from RefSeq and is a predicted model, not a curated record.